This is a messenger RNA of Nelumbo nucifera (sacred lotus), 1968 nucleotides long. Its product is annotated as P-loop containing nucleoside triphosphate hydrolases superfamily protein. Gene Ontology annotation, molecular function: ATP binding; nucleic acid binding; RNA helicase activity. The record is from RefSeq and is a predicted model, not a curated record. Gene Ontology annotation, biological process: maturation of SSU-rRNA. Lineage: Eukaryota; Viridiplantae; Streptophyta; Magnoliopsida; Proteales; Nelumbonaceae. Gene Ontology annotation, cellular component: cytosol.
CCAAGAACGGUUUUAAGACCAUCGAUACUCAGUCGGAAGGAAAAUAGGAAAUACGCUGUGUAGGGUUUAAGGGAGAGCCUCAGUUGGAAGUCGGAAAGUGAAGUAGCAACAGUUUUGCAGGGUUUCGCCACCUUCGAUCAUGGAGAAGGCUUCUUCGUUCUUGUUCUCAGGCAUCCGUUUCGAUAGGAAGAAGUUUGCUAGCGACAUUGCCAGAUUUAAGGAGAAAAAGGAGAACGCGAAUUCACCCGAAAAGUUGAGGUUGGUGGAAACCAGCCAAACCGAACCAGCAGACGAUAUGGUAUCUGGGAAAAAGAGAAAGCGAAGAGGAAAGGUUACUGAAACAGUAAAAGGAUUCAGUGUCUUCAAAAGUUCAGAAUCUUCCACCGCAACUGCACAGAACGAAAAAUCAGAAAAUGAACUUUCCCGAGAAAAGAAGGAAUUGAACAGACAAAUUGAGCGGGAUUCAAUAUUACGUAAAAAACAUGGAAUUCAUAUUUCUGGUCAUAACGUCCCAUCUCCAUUGCAGAAUUUUGCAGAGCUUAGCUCAAGGUUUGGCUGCAAAGCAUAUUUGUUACGUAAUUUAGCGGAACUUGGAUUUAAAGAACCAACACCAAUACAAAGGCAGGCUAUUCCUGUUCUUCUCUCUGGACGAGAAUGCUUUGCUUGUGCACCAACAGGUUCUGGCAAGACAUUGGCUUUUAUGUGUCCUAUACUUGUGAAACUUAAGCAUGGAUCAAAGGAUGGCAUUCGAGCUGUGAUCCUUUGCCCUACACGAGAAUUAGCUGCUCAGACAACCAGAGAGUGCAAGAAGUUGGCUAAAGGAAAGAAGUUCAAUAUCAAGUUAAUGACUAAAGAGCUGGCUAGAAGUGGUAAUUUUGAGAAAAUGUCUUGUGAUAUUCUUGUUUCUACACCACUUCGCAUAAGGUUUGCCAUGCRUAAAAGAAAGCUUGACUUGAGCAGGGUGGAGUAUCUUGUGCUGGAUGAAUCUGACAAGCUAUUCGAACUUGGUUUUGUCAAGCAAAUUGAUUCUGUGGUCAAGGCAUGCUCAAAUUCUUCAAUAGUGCGCUCUCUGUUCAGUGCUACGUUGCCUGAUUCUGUUGAAGAACUUGCCCGUACAAUAAUGCAUGAUGCAGUACGAGUUAUUGUUGGUAGAAAGAAUACUGCUUCGGAACUCAUAAAGCAAAAACUUGUUUUUGCUGGAAGUGAGGAAGGGAAGUUGCUUGCACUUCGGCAAAGUUUCAAGGAGAGUCUGAACCCACCUGUACUAUUGUUUGUCCAAAGCAAGGAACGGGCAAAGGAGCUCUACAGGGAGCUGGCAUUUGACAACAUAAGAGUUGAUGUUAUUCAUGCAGACUUGUCCCAAACACAGAGGGAUAAUGCAGUCGAUGAUUUCAGAGCAGGGAAAACAUGGGUUUUAAUUGCCACAGAUGUUAUUGCUCGGGGUAUGGACUUCAAGGGCAUAAAUUGUGUGAUUAAUUAUGAUUUUCCUGAGUCUGCUGCUGCAUACAUUCACCGGAUAGGUCGGUCUGGCAGAGCAGGGAGAAGUGGUGAAGCUAUUACUUACUACACGGAAGAUGAUGUUCCAUUCUUGAGGAACAUAGCCAACGUGAUGAAGUCUUCAGGGUGUGAGGUUCCAUCUUGGAUCAUGGCCUUGCCCAAACUCAAACGGAAGAAGCACCGACCACAGAGAGAUUCCAUUUCAACCAAACCAAAAGAUGAGGAAGAUUGAUGCAGCUGUUUUCACACUUCACUGCAAUGGGGAAUGUUAUGUACCAUUCGCAUAUAUGGCUGCUCACCAGUUCCAAUUGUAAUUUGUUCCCUCCCGACUUCUAAUUUAUGCAUGAUGUCGAGGAUAGCUUGGCGCUUUGGGACAUGAUCUCAAAUUUUUAUAGCUUUAUCGAGUUAUUCAUAUUUUUAAUUGAUCAUUUCCCAACAGGGGGAAUAAUGAUUUGACUUGGAAGCUUAGUA